Messenger RNA from Mus musculus (house mouse), 4412 nucleotides. RefSeq names its product nuclear prelamin A recognition factor (gene Narf). The transcript has 11 exons. Gene Ontology annotation, cellular component: nucleus; nucleoplasm; nuclear lumen. The record is from RefSeq and is marked validated. Gene Ontology annotation, molecular function: lamin binding. Lineage: Eukaryota; Metazoa; Chordata; Mammalia; Rodentia; Muridae. The coding region runs from base 90 to 1478 and encodes 462 amino acids.
GGUCGCUAGCGGGCGGCAGGCGGCGGUGUUCCAGUCUUCCUUACUCCUCACAGCUUAGGCGCGUCGGCCUCCUGCCAGUCCCACUCCAGAUGAAGUGUGAGCACUGCACACGAAAGGAAUGUAGUAAAAAAUCAAAAACUGAUGACCAGGAGAAUGUGUCCAGUGAUGGGGCCCAGCCAAGCGAUGGGGCCAGCCCAGCCAAGGAGAGUGAAGAGAAGGGAGAGUUCCAUAAAUUGGCUGAUGCAAAAAUAUUUCUGAGUGACUGCCUGGCAUGUGACAGCUGUGUGACUGUGGAGGAAGGUGUCCAGCUUUCUCAGCAGAGUGCCAAGGACUUCCUUCAUGUCCUGAAUCUUAAUAAGAGAUGUGAUACCUCAAAGCACAGAGUUCUGGUUGUGUCUGUGUGUCCUCAGUCUCUACCUUAUUUUGCUGCUAAAUUCAACCUCAGUGUCACUGAUGCAUCUAGAAGGCUGUGUGGCUUCCUCAAAAGUCUUGGGGUGCACUAUGUAUUCGACACCACAAUCGCUGCAGAUUUCAGCAUUCUGGAGAGUCAGAAGGAGUUUGUACGCCGGUAUCACCAACACAGUGAGGAACAGCGUGAACUGCCCAUGUUGACCUCUGCCUGUCCUGGUUGGGUCAGAUAUGCUGAGCGGGUGCUGGGUCGCCCCAUCAUCCCAUAUCUCUGUACCGCCAAGUCCCCCCAGCAGGUCAUGGGCUCCUUGGUGAAGGAUUACUUUGCCAGGCAGCAGAAUCUGUCUCCAGAGAAAAUCUUCCAUGUUGUCGUGGCUCCUUGCUAUGAUAAGAAGCUGGAAGCUCUUCGAGAGGGACUUUCCACUACUUUAAAUGGUGCUCGGGGCACUGACUGUGUGCUGACAUCAGGUGAAAUUGCUCAGAUAAUGGAGCAAAGUGACCUCUCUGUGAAAGACAUUGCUGUGGAUACUUUGUUUGGAGACAUGAAGGAGGUGGCAGUCCAGCGUCAUGAUGGAGUGAGUUCAGAUGGGCAUCUGGCUCACGUUUUCAGACACGCAGCCAAGGAGCUGUUUGGCGAGCACGUGGAGGAGAUCACCUACCGUGCACUCAGGAACAAAGACUUCCAUGAGGUUACCCUUGAGAAGAACGGGGAGGUCCUACUGCGCUUUGCUGCAGCGUACGGCUUUCGCAACAUUCAGAACAUGAUCCAGAAGCUCAAGAAGGGCAAACUCCCAUACCACUUUGUGGAGGUGCUCGCGUGUCCCAGAGGUUGCUUAAAUGGCAGAGGCCAAGCACAGACAGAGGACGGCCACACAGAUCGUGCACUGCUGCAGCAAAUGGAAGGGAUCUACUCCGGCAUCCCUGUGCGGCCCCCAGAGAGCAGUACACAUGUGCAGGAGUUGUACCAGGAGUGGCUGGAGGGUACUGAAUCUCCCAAAGUCCAGGAGGUGCUGCACACCAGCUACCAGAGCUUGGAGCCCUGCACAGACGGCCUGGAUAUCAAGUGGUGACAAAGCCUGAAGGGCAGGAGGGGACAGCUCUGAGUGGAGAGUGGUGGGUGCUUCAAGGAACAACAGGUCCCUACAGCUUUGCCAGCGCUUCAGGACACAGUUUUCAUGUGGUGCUAUCUUUGUAGUGUGUGAGGGAGUGGAAUGUUUGCACAUGGGAGAGGUAUUUUCCCUCUCUGCGUAGCCUUUCAUCCCAAGAUUGUGAGAAAGAUCCCAAAGAGGCCAGGGACAGAUCCCUGAUUUGCAGGUUUAAAAAAAAAAAUCAAGAUGUGUUUUUAGAGAACCAAGACCCAGGGGUUGUGAUCCACGAGCCUAAGAUUAUUGCUGCAGAAAUGGAGGCAUCAGGAAGGCCAGGCUGCUGUACAGUGGAUAACUAUGGCCUUCAGAGAGGCCCAGUCUUCUGGCCCAAUUUGGCUCUUUCAUUUGUAUACAUUUUUUUAAAAAUAAUUUUGAAUUCUAGGGCCAGCAAGAUGGCUUAUUGGUACCACCAUUAGUUUGAUCCAUGGAGCCCACAUGGUGGAAGGAGAGACCAACGCCUACAAGCUAUCCUCUGACUUUCACACAGGCACAUGGCAUGCAUAUGUACCACCGAGACCACACCCCGAAAAUAACCGUAAAGAAAAUUACACUAGUUUUAAGUCAUAGUAACAGUGAGCCAUAUUUUUUAUAGUCCUUGAAGGCCGGCAGUCAUUACAGCCCUGGGCCACUGGUGUGCCUGAGUCAUUCUUUUACUUGACCUGCCAUCAGCGUUGAGCUGGACUCACCUCAGAAGAAAGGCUGCUGAGAAUGGCAUGCAUCACACCCUGCAUUUGAUGCAAUGUAUAUUUAAAAAUAAACAAGUAGAGAAUUAAGAGGGUGGCCCACCUAGGCUUUGGGGUUCUAAGGGUGGUGCAGCUCAUAGUUACUGCUGUGGGGCCGGAAGACAGAGCUGAGGCUCCGUGGACCCUGGAAUGGGUGAACCAGCUUUGUAAUGUCCAGCCUCCUCUAAACUCCUCCCCAGUGCCUUUUCAUACAAAUAGGCCUGGAGCACCUCCUCUCCUCCACAAAGCCCACUGGUCUGGGAUAGCAUCCCUUCAGCCCUCACUAUGCUAAUGCGAGCAUGCCUUAGGGGAAACAGUAUGUCCACACACAGAAAUAGCUGCCCGAUGGUGAAAUUCACAAAAUCAUGUGACACAUACUAGAUAGAGUCCACCCAGGAGAUAAAGGGGUUUGAUGAAGCCCCUGAAUUUUGCUCAGUGUGUGACUGCCUUGACCCUUAGUACUGUCAGCUCUAUCACAGUCCCACAUGCCUCAUGUCUUGGUCUUCCUGUGAGUCUGUCUAGGAGUGUAACUGGAUAUGUUAUUGUAAACCAGUGGUUCUCAACUUGUGGGCUGUGUCCCCACAAAGGGGUCACAUAUCAGAUAUUUACAUUAUAAUUCAUAACAGUAGCAAUACUACAGUUAUGAAGUAGCAACAGAAUAAUUUUAUAAUUGUUGGGGGGGUCACCAGAACAGAAGAAACUAUUAAAGGGUCACAGCAUAGGAAGGUUGAGAACCACUACUAUAAAUUAUGAUUUUUUUUUUUUUUUUGCUUUCAGUCUAUAUGCCUUGGGUAUCCAUCCCCAAAGUAACUGGUUAUGGAAUAAACAAUGCAAUGGGGUCUUGAGUGUGGCAUUGAAGGAGUCAGCUGUUCUCCUGUCCUGGACUACACCCCGCAGUCCGCCUCCCUCACCAGGCCCCAGCCUGGGUGAUGAUACCUUUUUCCCAGUCCCUCUCUAAUAGGUCAGGAGAAGGUUCAGAACACGGGGAGUCAGCGUGGGAAGGGACUGACUUCCUGCAAACUUCAUGGCACCACCCAUGAUAGCAACAUAGGCUAGGGGCUAAGAUGUGAGAUCUAUGACCUUCUGUUUCACUGAUGCUAGGCCGUGGCCCUGUGAGCUUUUCAAGACUACAGGUGCCUUUCUGUCCCAGCACUUGGAGCCAGAGGCAGGUGGAUCUCUGUGAAUUAGAGGCUAGUCUAGGUUACAGAGUGAGUUCCAGGACAGUCAGGAAUACAUAGAGCAACCCUGCCUUAUCCCCCAACUCCCUCCCCCCUAAAAACAAAGCCCAAAGCAAUGGAAGUAUGAAGUGAGCAAGUUCUUGACAGACAGGACCCAGUCAAAGCAUCACGACAGUCAGAGUGGACAACGUACGCUGGUGCAGGCAUGAGGGGCAUAACCCAAGCUCCUAUCUGCCCAGUGCUCUGUUGUACCAUGCUUCUGCUCUGCUUGGGCAGAGGCCCAAUCUUAGUUUGAUUCCUACCUGGCCCGAGCUGUAUGGGUUUGCACUACUGUGGGUAACCGUGCUUCUACAUGAUGAGAUUCUGUCUCAAAGACUAAAUUUGGUUUCUGUUACAGGUAAUUUAGAAAUAGUUCUGUCAGGGCUUGUGCCAUAGUUCAGGAGCAGGGCGUGUGCCUAGCAUCCAUGGGCACCACAUUCGUUCUCAAGAUCCACAGUAGCAGAAAGUGACAGGGAGGAUUGCUGCAUUCUUUAGUACGUUGUUUGGACUGCUGUUAAGAUCUGACUCAGUGUGUGCCUUACCCAUUACUGGUCGACAUGUGGGCUUCCCAGGUGCAUCACAGGUGAGCCAACCACAGGGUUUGGGGUUGCAGCUGGCAGCUAGGCUGCAGGCGCUGCCCUGGGUACACCACUCACCUGAGGGGCACAGCUGGCCGGAAGGGUAAUCAGGAAGUGUGGCUCCUUUUCCACUUGGCAUAUUACAUAUGGGGCUCCCUCCUGCAUCUAGAGAUGGGAAACUGCCUGAAGAACUUACUCUGGUUUACCAUUUGAGAGAGUGCAGUCAUUUAUGUCAGAGAAGACACCUCGCAUCUCACUACUCAUGAAGCACCGUCUCUUCUGUGGAUUCACGGCUCAGCUUGUAAACAUUGAGUUGAAAUGGAAGAUUUAUUAUGAUUUUUA